Molecule: messenger RNA, 3897 nt
Organism: Nycticebus coucang (slow loris)
Lineage: Eukaryota; Metazoa; Chordata; Mammalia; Primates; Lorisidae
Gene: SLC25A16
Product: solute carrier family 25 member 16
Exons: 9
Coding region: 571-1569 (332 amino acids)
Biological process (GO): transmembrane transport
Cellular component (GO): mitochondrial inner membrane
Source: RefSeq, a predicted model, not a curated record
GAGUGCCGUGGCUUCACACAGCUCACAGCAACCUCCAACUCCUGGGCUUAAGCGAUUCUCUUGCCUCAGCCUCCCGAGCAGCUGGGACUACAGGCGCCCGCCACAACGCCCGGCUAUUUUUUGGUUGCAGUUUGGCCAGGGCCGGGUUCAAACCCGCCACCCUUGGCAUAUGGGGCCGGCGCCUUACCGGCUGAGCCACAGGCGCCGCCCGAUUUUCAAGGUUUUAAUGGAACCUUUUCGCUGGGAACACUUCCUUUUUUUUGGCUGAACAGAAGAAGCCUGAGCAGAGAAGCCGGCCAUUACAGCAGCAGGAAUUUGGGUCGAGGCUGUAAGGGGGAGGCUAACAGCCUGGGUGACUCGAACUUCGGCGCCUUGGCCCCGCCCCUGGCCCCUUCGGGCCGUGACAGGCCCCGCCCCUGGCUACGCCAUCAGCUAGCGCCGUGGCGCCGGGUGUUACUCGGCCCAGCCGGCGAGGCUGACGGCCUCUCUUUCCUACUGCAUUCUCCGGCUAUGAUCCCUACCGGUGGUUCGUAAGUUUGUCUCUCACUCUCCAAGGCGGCCCUGGUCCUAAUGGCAGCGGCGGCAGCGGCGGCGGCUCUGGCAGCGGCAGACCCUUCUUCCACUAUGCCGCAGGCGGCAGGGGCCGGAGGGUCCACAACCCGCCGAGACUUCUACUGGCUGCGUUCCUUUCUGGCCGGAGGUAUUGCUGGAUGCUGUGCCAAAACAACAGUUGCCCCAUUGGAUCGAGUAAAGGUUUUAUUACAAGCUCACAAUCACCAUUAUAAGCAUUUAGGAGUAUUUUCUGCAUUGCGUGCUGUUCCCCAAAAGGAAGGAUUCCUUGGAUUGUAUAAAGGAAAUGGUGCAAUGAUGAUUCGAAUCUUUCCCUAUGGUGCGAUCCAGUUUAUGGCAUUUGAACAUUACAAAACGUUAAUUACUACAAAGCUGGGAGUUUCGAGUCAUGUGCACAGAUUAAUGGCUGGAUCCAUGGCAGGUAUGACAGCAGUUAUCUGUACUUACCCUCUUGACAUGGUUAGAGUUCGCCUAGCAUUCCAGGUGAAAGGGGAACACACCUAUACAGGAAUUAUUCAUGCAUUCAAAACAAUUUAUGCAAAGGAAGGUGGUUUCCUUGGAUUUUACAGAGGCCUGAUGCCUACUAUAUUAGGAAUGGCUCCAUAUGCAGGUGUUUCAUUUUUUACUUUUGGUACCUUAAAGAGUGUUGGGCUUUCCCAUGCUCCUACCCUUCUUGGCAGACCUUCAUCAGACAAUCCUAAUGUUUUAGUUUUGAAAACUCACAUAAACUUACUUUGUGGUGGUGUUGCUGGAGCAGUAGCACAGACAAUAUCCUAUCCAUUUGAUGUAACUCGUCGGCGAAUGCAAUUAGGAACUUCUCUGCCAGAAUUCGAAAAGUGCCUUACCAUGCGGGAUACUAUGAAGUAUGUCUAUGGACAGCAUGGAAUUCGAAAAGGAUUAUAUCGUGGUUUAUCUCUUAAUUACAUUCGUUGCAUCCCCUCUCAAGCAGUGGCUUUUACGACAUACGAACUUAUGAAGCAGUUUUUUCACCUCAACUAAAAAAUAAUAAAUCAUGAUUUGUCUUCCUUAAUAAACUCUGAGAGGGAGAAAUAAAAUGUGGGGCAAACAUUACUUGAAGCAGGAUAUUUAUCCUGUCACAGGAACCACUGGUAUUUUAGUACUUGAUUUUUUUUUCUUUAUUACUUACAAAUCAAAGUGCUUACCAUUCUUUUUGAUGCCAAACAUUAUACCUUAGAACACUGAAAAAAUAUUCCUAAGCUGAUGCUUGCUAAGUAAUUGGGUUAUUUGAAACCAUUUUUGAGUUUUAUUUGGAAGAACUGACUUCAAAAUGGUGUUCAAGAGGUUGCCAUUAGCUUUAUCGUGCUCUUCCUAGAUUUUAAUUGUAAUCAUGAUUUUUAUUUUUUGCAGUUUUUGGCCGGGGCUGGGUUUGAACCUGCUACCUCUGGCAUAUGGGGCCAGGCGCCCUACCCCUUUGAGUCACAGGUGCUGCCUAUAAUCAUGAUUUUUAAAAGAGUCUAGCAUUGUUUAUUAUUAUUAAAAUAAGCAUGCUUGGUUAUAUUGCAGAAUGAUGAGAACUGAAUUUUUAAGUUCUAUAAAACAGCCAGGAUUGAAGUAUUAUUAUCUCUCUUAUAACUCUGCUCCACUACAUAAAAGGACACUUUUCCUUUUAUUUUUUAAAAUGAAAUUAAUGUUAUAUUUAGAAAUUAACCAUGGAGAGACUCAAAGAAUGAAGAGAGACUGGAUGCAAUGGCAUGUGCCUGUAGUAUCAGCUACUCAGGAGGCUGAGGCAGGAGGAACUCUUGAGCCCAGGAGUUUGAGGCCAGCAUGGCCAACAUAGUGAGACUUCCUCUCUAAAAUGAAUGAAGGAAAGGUUGAAGGAUGGAUCAGGCUUUGCUCAAAUGUUCUUAUCAGGUACUAUUUGUGAUUUACAAGUGUUUUUAGAAGUCCAGGUAUUUUCCAAAAGCAGUAACAAUAAAUAGUAAAUAUCUUUGCUCUUAAAAACAAAGUAGCACUAGGGUGGUGCCUGUGGCUCAGUGGGCAGGGCGCCGGCCUCAUAUACUGAGAGUGGCGGGUUCAAACCUGGCCCCAGCCAAACUGCAACAAAAAAAUAGCCAGGUGUUGUGGCCAGCACCUGUAGUCCCAGCUACUCUGGAGGCUGAGGCAAGAGAAUCACCUAAGCCCAGGAGUUGGAGGUUGCUGUGAGCUGUGUGACGCCAGGACACUCUACCAAGGGCUAUGAAGUGAGGCUCUGUCUCUACCAAAAAAAAACAAAACAAAGUAGCACUAUAGAUUUGAUUUUGUUAGAUGAUCGGUUUAUAUUAGGAAAUUUAUUUAAGUGGACUGUGAAAUAUCCAUUAAUGUACAUAUGAAUAUCAAAGAAUGUUUCUAAGAUAUUAUAUUGUGAUAUAUCAACUAGUUCUUCCAUGUAAAAUUUUAGUGCAAUAUAAACAAGUAGAAAUGUAAAACAUGAUUUGAGUUGUUAUCAUUUAAAGAAAGUGGUGAAAUGUAAGAAUUCCAUUCAUUGUGUUUGGAGCAGUGUUAUGUUUUAUUAUAAGCAUGACAGAAGUGGGAAGUUAACAAUUAAAGUUCUGUCUUCAAAAAAUAGUAAUUUGUAAAAUUGAUGUGAUUUAGGACAUUUGAAAACUAAGUCAAAAGUGUUAUUUUUGCUUUAAUUUUAAUUUUUUUGCAUAAAAGAUUUUUUGUCAUACCUUGGUAAAAAUUUGAUGAACUGGUUUCAUUUUGAAAGUCGUUAUUUUAAAAGUAUAUAUGUAUCUUUGUAUGAUCUAUAAGUGUACCAGCAAGUAGAAAUACAUGUGUUUGUUUUUUUUUUAAAUUAAAUCAUAGCUGUGUACAUUGAUAUGAUCAUGGGGCAUCAUUCACUAGCUUCACAGACCGUUUACCAAGUUUCACAUAUACCCUUGUAAGAUGCACCGCUGGUGUAAUCCCACCAAUCCCCUUCCCUCUACCUACCUCCACCCUCCCUCCCCUCCCUUUCCCCCUUCCCCCUAUUCUGUGUUUUUAAAACUAUUUUGUAUGUUUUCAUUUCUGGGUCACACUAUAGCUAACUAUUGUUAUUAAAUCAUGAGAUAAUUUAAAUGUGUAAAAUAAGUAUCUCAUUUAUGUUAUCAAUAAAAGGGGACUGCAAAUGUUUCUAAAUAAAAAUUUGCAUUCUAUAGAAUACACAGGAUAUUAAAAAUAAAUUUUUCCAUGUUUUAGUAGUUUCUUUUUUUAGUUGUUUACAUUAUUGAAAUGUAAGAAUUCAGAUGGAAGAAUACUUAAAAUAAUGACCUGGCUUGGCACCCAUAGCACAGUGGUUACAGCGCCAGCCACAUAUACUGAGGGUGGUGGGUUCGAACCUAGCUGGGC